GUAGAUGUAUCGGAAUUAGAGGUGCGGAAUGAAGUAACCAGACAUACUGCGGCGGCGAUCUGAAUUUACGAACUGUAGCGUCUGGAAUUCGCGUCGCAGGGUGGAUGGACCCAGACGUAGCGUCCGUGUGGCAUGGCGUCCGCAGGAGGACAGACCGUCUGCCACUGGCGAUGGGCUCUGGAGCAACACUGCAGGACGGGAGGUUGCCUGUGCAGCCCCCCCACCAACAUGCCCUGCUUAUCUCCACUUCGGUAAUCAAAAGGCAAAGGCGUCUUUGAUCCAGACGACGAGGAAACAAAAACAGGCACUAGACAGACAAUGGUGUCACCUGAUGUCGUUGGAUUUUCUCUUAUGUUGUCCUCUAUGGGGAGCAACUGACAAAUUGACAGCUUUGGCAAGUUUGAUCCUGCUCCUCCAGUAGCUUUCAGUCCUGUUUUUCUGAAUGUGUCAGUGCAUGCUGAUCCGUCUCUCUAUUGCCCCCUGGUGGAGGCCGAAGCAAUAACAGCGACGGACUUCGCGCAUUAUGGGAGCCUCCAGUGGCACACGGCCAGUGGGCUUCACUUCUACCACAGCCCCUGUCGAGGCUGCCCUGCUCCGGGGGUGGCCAGCCUGGCCGCUAAAUGCCUCAGUCAACCUGAACCAGAGCCUCCUGCUGGGGGCAGAGCCGGCCACCAAUCUCUCAGCAGCCCGUGCCAGCGUUCCGAUAGCUGAACGUGAGAAGAACUGGCCAGCCCUGUUAUUCCUGGUCGUCAUCUUUCUCACAGUCGGCGGUAACAUCCUGGUGAUUCUGGCGGUGUCCCUGGAGAAGAGGCUGCAGAACGCCACCAACUUCUUCCUACGUUCAUUGGCCGUGGCGGACAUGCUGGUCGGCAUCCUGGUGAUGCCUGUGUCCCUCAUUAACAUCCUGUACGACUACGUUUGGCCCCUGCCGAGUGCCCUCUGCCCCAUAUGGAUCUACCUGGAUGUUCUUUUCUCUACGGCCUCCAUCAUGCACCUGUGCGCCAUCUCGCUGGACCGCUACGUGGCCAUCCGGCACCCCAUCCAGCACAGCCGCUUCAAUUCCCGCACCACGGCCAAGCUAAAGAUCGCGGCGGUGUGGACCAUCUCCGUAGGGAUCUCCAUGCCCAUCCCCGUGAUCGGCCUGCACAAUGAGGACCAGGUGUUUGUGAAUGGCAGCUGCGCGCUGAACGAGGAGCGCUUCAUGCUGGUGGGCUCCUUCGUGGCCUUCUUCAUCCCGCUGGUCAUCAUGGUGGUCACCUACUGCCUGACCGUGCAGGUGCUGCAGCGACAGGCGUCCGUCUUCCUGCAUGAGGAACCGCCCCCACCUGCCCAGGCCCUGCCCACACGGCGGCCCAGCCUUAUCUGCUUAAAGGUGGAGCCCGCCCACGGCGUCACACCCCCAGACAGUAUCUCCAUUCUCCCUAGCUCGGGGGCGGCCUCACAGAUGAGCUCCCCUGCUGGCCGGGACUCCAGCUCCUAUGGGAGGCGGGGCAUGAUGCACGCCAUUAAGAAUGAGAGGCGGGCCUCUAAGGUGCUGGGCGUGGUUUUCUUCCUCUUCCUGGUCAUGUGGUGCCCGUUCUUCAUCACCAAUGUGACCUACGUGCUCUGCCGCGCCUCGUGCAAUGGCCCCCUGCUGGCCGAGCUGCUCAACGUCUUCGUCUGGGUGGGGUACAUCUCCUCGGGGGUGAAUCCUCUGGUCUACACACUCUUCAACAAGACCUACCGCCGCGCAUUCUCCAACUACUUGCGCUGCCGUUACGGUGAGGUCGAGUUCAAGCCCCUCCCCUGCCCGCCGCACAGUCUCACGCCUGCCAGCCUUUGUGGGAAGGGGGGCGUCGACCGCAACAGUAACUGCCGCAAUGGGGACCCAGCAGAAACCCUAGGGCUGGACCACGCUGAUAAGGCAUUGGAGAUGCGUCCAUGCAUGUCUGAAGCUUCCAUUAACAGCUGCCAUACCCCCACCGAGCACACCAGCUGUGUUUGAUUGGACACCUGACAGCCCACUUGUGAUUGGUUGAGGCAAUAUAGCCACUCCCAUUGCUUCCCGAUGUGUUCAUUGAGGACACAUGAAGAAAACCUUGGUUGCUGUUGGUUUUGGAUGCUUCUACAGGAAUGAGGGCAUGUAUAUACCCAUCAAAAAUGAACCCCCUCUACUCAUGGGGGGCACAGUAUUACUGACUGAUACCAUUUUUUAUUGUUUUUUUGUCUGGGAAUUGAUCGUUAUUGAUUGUGAUGCUAGCUAACUGUACCAUUUUUCUCACUAAAGCUAAAUUUACUUUCAAACCUCUGGGACAUUUUAGAGGUUUUUUGUUUCACUUCCAGUGUAUUGGGUUUGAAGCACACAGUGCCAGUGUUGUGUUGUGCCGCUCAGCAUUCACAGUGUCACAGUGCCCUUGUGUGGCAGCAAGGUUGAAUUACACUUUGAAACAGAUCGAGUGCUUCAAUACCAGCAGUGUCCAUCUAGCACACUGGAGACCAAAGCCGGGUGAAGGGAACAAAAUGGGGACAGGAUGGGGCUGUGGGGGCGAGGACGUUUGGACCAUCUGUGAAGAAGGAGAUACUGGAAAAUCAGAAAGGUGGUUAAUAGCAGUUCAGGGAAAACGGCACCUUGUGAGCCAAAGGUCACUGAUUUGUACCCAGUACUAAAACUCAGAAGAUUUUUUUUCAACUGUAAUUAGCUAGAGUUACAUCAGUUAUAUCAUAUAGACCCACACCAGUACAGGGAUGCCCUUAUCAUGGUGAACCAGGCCGUUAAGGUCAGAGGGUGGGCAGCUAGCUGACAGUUUAAUGCCUCUAGAGGAGAGGGUAGUGUCCUGGCUCACUAUGAAAAGCAUGGCUAACGCUAGCAGGAAACCAGUCAGGACUGCGAUUGGCUAGUUGUUUGCAGUGACGCGUGCCUCUCCUCCAACCAUGACUGAUUCUCCUUAGUGUAACCUGCAGUGUAGCAGACAGCAGGGUUGUGUGCCCUCUAGCCCAGCAGAUGAUGUUGCAGAAGGGCAGGUGUAAAAUAUGGCAGCUGAACUAGUGUUAAACUGAGGAAAGAGUAAAUACAGGCCGGAGAGGAGAGGAGAGGAGAGGAGAGGAGAGGAGAGGAGAGGAGAGGAGAGGAGAGGAGAGGAGAGGAGAGGAGAGCCAGGCAAAGGGAUCCUGGUCCAAUCUUGUCAGGACCUCACCCAGCCAAAGGCAGCAGUGGGCAAAGAAGAACAACCAAUACUUCACAGAUCAAACAUGCAAGAGCAACAGCUUAGCUUUGGGCAGAGGAAGACGUAGUCUGUCAUAAGGACAAUCCCUGAGAUACAAUGAGGAAAUUUACAAAGCACUGGCCACACAAAACAAAUGGUCUAUUAUAUGUAAACACAUAUACUUCUAAAUUCCAUCCAUCUAUCUGCCAGCCCCUUAUCCUGGUCAGGGAGGUGGGGGGGAAGGGUUGUCGUUAAUUCUAAGCAGUAUUAGGCACAAGACAGGGAAACACCGUGGAUGGGAACCAAAUCCAUCACAGGGAACACACACACAGACACACCUACAAAACUCACAGUCACACCCUAAGAGCAGUUCAGAGAUGCCAGGUAGCCUAACUUUGUGUCUUUGGACUGUAGAAGGAAACUGGAGUACCCAGAGAAAACUGGCAUGGGGAGAGCCUGCGAGCCGCACACGCAGAAGGGGUCUAUACUUCUAUAUAUUUAUUCAUAAUUCUUCCAACUGGAGUAUAAAGACUGGGUCUCAUUUCU
Molecule: messenger RNA, 3728 nt
Organism: Brienomyrus brachyistius
Lineage: Eukaryota; Metazoa; Chordata; Actinopteri; Osteoglossiformes; Mormyridae
Gene: htr2cl1
Product: 5-hydroxytryptamine (serotonin) receptor 2C, G protein-coupled-like 1
Exons: 5
Coding region: 524-1984 (486 amino acids)
Biological process (GO): G protein-coupled receptor signaling pathway, coupled to cyclic nucleotide second messenger; chemical synaptic transmission
Cellular component (GO): dendrite; plasma membrane
Molecular function (GO): neurotransmitter receptor activity; G protein-coupled serotonin receptor activity
Source: RefSeq, a predicted model, not a curated record